Molecule: messenger RNA, 1364 nt
Organism: Orycteropus afer afer
Lineage: Eukaryota; Metazoa; Chordata; Mammalia; Tubulidentata; Orycteropodidae
Gene: GLUL
Product: glutamate-ammonia ligase
Cellular component (GO): cytoplasm
Molecular function (GO): glutamine synthetase activity
Source: RefSeq, a predicted model, not a curated record
CGAGAAUGGGAGUAGAGUCGAGCGUCUGACCCGUACACCUGGUCUCCCGGUCUCUCCUCACCUUGCUCUCGCGGCCCGCCCUCCCUCCAGCCUGCUCGCCGCCCAGAACAUCUUCCACCAUGGCCACCUCAGCAAGUUCUCACUUGAACAAAGGCAUCAAGCAGGUGUACAUGGCUUUGCCUCAGGGUGAGAAAGUCCAAGCCAUGUAUAUCUGGAUCGAUGGCACUGGAGAAGGUCUACGCUGCAAGACCCGUACCCUGGACUCUGAGCCCAAGUGUGUAGAAGAGUUACCCGAGUGGAAUUUUGACGGCUCCAGUACUUUCCAGUCUGAAGGCUCCAACAGUGACAUGUAUCUUAUCCCAGUGGCCAUGUUUCGGGACCCUUUCCGCAAGGACCCUAACAAGCUGGUGUUCUGUGAAGUCUUUAAGUACAACCGAAAACCUGCAGAAACCAAUUUAAGGAACACCUGUAAACGGAUAAUGGAUAUGGUGAGCAACCAGCACCCGUGGUUUGGAAUGGAGCAGGAAUACACCCUCAUGGGGACAGAUGGGCAUCCCUUUGGUUGGCCUUCCAAUGGCUUCCCUGGGCCCCAAGGUCCAUAUUACUGUGGUGUGGGAGCAGACAAAGCCUAUGGCAGGGAUAUCGUGGAGGCUCACUACCGGGCCUGCUUAUAUGCCGGCAUCAAGAUUGGGGGAACAAACGCCGAGGUCAUGCCUGCCCAGUGGGAGUUCCAGAUAGGACCCUGUGAAGGAAUCGACAUGGGGGAUCAUCUGUGGGUGGCCCGUUUCAUCCUACACCGUGUAUGUGAAGACUUUGGAGUGAUAGCGACCUUUGAUCCUAAGCCCAUCCCUGGGAACUGGAAUGGUGCGGGCUGCCAUACCAACUUUAGCACCAAGGCCAUGCGAGAAGAGAAUGGUCUAAAGUACAUUGAAGAGUCCAUCGAGCGGCUAAGCAAGAGACAUCAGUACCACAUCCGUGCCUACGAUCCCAAAGGGGGCCUGGACAAUGCCCGGCGCCUGACUGGAUUCCAUGAAACCUCCAACAUCAACGACUUUUCUGCUGGCGUGGCCAACCGUAGCGCCAGCAUCCGCAUUCCUCGGACUGUCGGCCAGGAGAAGAAGGGUUACUUUGAAGACCGCCGCCCCUCUGCCAACUGUGAUCCGUACUCGGUGACAGAAGCCCUCAUCCGCACGUGUCUGCUUAAUGAGACCGGCGAUGAGCCCUUCCAGUAUAAAAACUAAGUGGACUAGACUUCCAGCAUCAAACCCCUCCCAGUUCUUCAUCCCACUCCCACUUUUCCCCUCUCCCACUUGUUCCUAAUAGUUAUAACUCAAAGGGCAGAAUAUCAAGGUCUUUUUUAUUCC